AUGAUUAUCGGAACUUUCAAUAUCAGAGGAGGUGGUAGCUUGAUUAAGCGAAAGAGAAUUAGUAAAAUAAUAAGGGAAGGAAGAGCAGACGUCUUUCUGAUCCAAGAAUCAAAAUUGGAGACAGUGAGUCCUAGUUUGAUUAACAGCAUCUGGAGUUGUGAUAGUGUUGGUUGGUCUUCGAUCGAUUCAGAAGGCAGAUCUGGUGGUAUUAUAACUCUUUGGAAUACCAACACAGUGGAAGUCAUUCUAAGUUUUAAAGGGAAGGGUUUUCUGGGCAUUAAGGUGAAAUGGAGAGAUUACACUUUCUACAUUGUUAAUAUCUAUUCUCCUUGCUCUUUGCCUUUAAAGAAGAAAUUAUGGAGGGAUCUCUUAGAAGCUAAAGCUAAGUUCUCUGAUGGAGAAUGGUGUCUUGCGGGAGACUUUAACUCUGUGUCUAAUAGCAGGGAAAGAAAAGGUAACUGCCAUCUCAUUAGACGUUCUGAAAUGACUGGUUUUUCAGGUUUUAUUGAAGAUUGUAACUUGAUUGAUGUCCCUACGAAAGGUAAAAGGUUUAGUUGGUACGGUGGAAAAGGAGGAGCGAUGAGCAGGUUAGAUCGUUUCUUAGUUUCUGAGAACCUGAUUGCUAGCUUGAAGAUUGUGGGGCAAUGGAUAGGAGAUAGAAAUAUUUCAGAUCACUGUCCUAUAUGGCUCAUGAUUGAUGACUCAAAUUGGGGACCUAAGCCUAAUCGUGUUAAUAAUGACUGGUUUGAGAACAAGGAUUUCUUUUCUUUUGUAGAAAGCGAAUGGAAGAAUAUUAAUAUCGUAGGAAGAGGAGACUACGUUAUUAAAGAAAAACUGCGUUUGUUGAAGAGUAUGCUUAUGGUGUGGAACAAGGAAGUCUUUGGCAAGAGGGACUUGGAGAUUGAAGAAGACAUAAGGGCCAUUAAUGAGGCAGACAAACUUCUUGAAUCCUGCAGGGAGGAAGCUUCGGAAGAGAUUCUAGCCAUUCGCAGUGAAGCUACCAGCCGUAUGUGGAAGGACAUCAGAGUCAAGGAGAACUUGAUUUUUCAGAAAUCUAGAUCGAAGUGGGAGAAUGAAGGAGAUAUUAAUAGCAGAUACUUUCAUAGUUUGUUGAAGGAAAGGAGAAGAAGAAAUUUUAUAGGAGGAUUGCCUACUCCUUCUGGCAUAGCUCACUCGGUUCUGGAUGUAAAGGCGGAAGUUCUGAGUUUCUUUACGGCUGCGUUCAAAGAAGAGGAAGAUCAGCGCCCUGUUCCCGAAGGUUUGCUCUUUAAUUCUUUGUCUCCAGAGGAAUCUUCCUCUUUGGAGCUGCCUUUUUCUGAAACUGAAAUCAAAGAUGCAGUUUGGGCUUGCAACAGUUCCAAAAGUCCGGGGACCGGACGGAUACAAUUUCUUUUUCAUCAAGAAGUGCUGGACUUUCUUGAAAGAUGA
Messenger RNA from Vicia villosa (hairy vetch), 1428 nucleotides. RefSeq lists its product as uncharacterized. The transcript has a single exon. The record is from RefSeq and is a predicted model, not a curated record. Bases 1 to 1428 code for a protein of 475 amino acids. Lineage: Eukaryota; Viridiplantae; Streptophyta; Magnoliopsida; Fabales; Fabaceae. Gene Ontology annotation, molecular function: catalytic activity.